Molecule: messenger RNA, 941 nt
Organism: Owenia fusiformis
Lineage: Eukaryota; Metazoa; Annelida; Polychaeta; Sabellida; Oweniidae
Source: the annotation of a GenBank genome assembly
UUGGACGAUCUUCAACAAGAUGUGUUGAAAAGUGAACGCAUGUCACUUCUUUUCACCAUGGGCACGCAUCACCGCUGUAUUACCGUCAUCUUUAUCACCCAGAAUCUCUUCGGCCAAGGUAAAAAUGCCCGUACGAUAGCCCUUAAUACGGGCUACACCGUGGCUUUCGGCAAUGUACGCGGUGCCGACCAGAUAGCUCAUUUAGCUAGACAAUUAUUCCCGGGAAGGUCGCGGAUCAUGAUAGACGCCUUCGCCGAUGCAACCAGAGCCCCCUAUGGAUAUUUAGUGAUAGAUACGACGCCUAAAAGUGAACCGGAAACGAGGCUGCGCACGCACAUAUUCCCGGGAGAGGAUGUGGUGAUCUACCCUACAUCGUCAUAAAAACAGUUGUGCUACGUGGAAUCUGUCAGUUAAAUAUGCGUUACCGGAUGAGUCGGAUGAGAACGGCGGACUACCUGGGACUGUCUUACUUCCUGUUGAGUAAAUACUUUUAUUUGCUUUUGUUUCUUAGAUGGAGAUGAAACAUGAAUAGUAGAAAAACUGUGAUGAUCCCCUUUGAACGUUAUCAAAGGCUUUUACGAAAUUCCGACCGAGAUAGCAAACAAGAAGAAGAACAGAUUAGCGUUACUACUAAAGAAAGCAACGAGGAACCAUUGGGGAAUAAAUUAAGUGAUACAGCGUCGAAACUAUCGGGUUCCAAGACAUUGGACAUUGAUAAAGCUGAUACUGAAAAGGAUUCUGUAGCUUUACCCAAAAGAAAGGAGACCGUCAUCAUUCCGCCUGGUAUACCAGAUAGGACGAAGAAACGAAAAUCGACGAAACCUAGGGACGUGACCGUCCCAUUGAAAAAAGGAAAACGAGAUCCAAUUACUCCUCAAAGGGGCAGGGGCGCGGUAGCAGUCGCAGCAUCGACUAGUAAAACCAAGUGGAUAUCGCUCUAA